AUGCCGCGAGAGUUGAAUACGGUACCGGAUGGAGCCAUUAUCCUUCCUUUGACCUAUAACGACUUCACAGCAGCCUACUAUGCUCCAUUCCAAGUCGGCACACCUCCUCAAACCGAAUACCUCAAGGUCGACACCGGCUCUCCAACAUUAUCCUUUCUUGAUCCGCGAAGUUCGUUUUGCGAGCAGUCCAAUCGUCCGUGUAUGACAUAUGGCACAUUCGACAAUGAAACAUCAUCUACUUGUCGCUAUCAAGGCACAGGCUUCGCAGAUGAACUUGAGGACUUCGGUUCUGGUGUUUAUCUGAGAGACACUGUAACACUACAAGGUAUAACUACCGAGCACGUUGACUUCGGCUAUCUCACCUCCUAUGGCAAUCCAAGCGGGAUUAUUGAUCCGGCAGCAACUAUUGCAGGCUUCGCCACGAACUAUCCUCCUGAAAAGGGACCUUAUCUGUUGGCGCAAUUGAAGAACGCAUCAACCAUCAACCGUAGAUCUGUCAGCGUUUACCUGGGAAAUGACACUGGCACUUCAGGGGCAUCUCAAAUCAUCCUCGGUGGAUUCUAUGACAAGGCUAAGAUGGCCAGCAAGCCCUUCACAGUCGAGAUGGUGAACCCAAACAGUCAGACACUUGCCAAUGGAGAGACAAAUUCAGUCAACGUCACUCAAAUUGAAGUCGUUGUCAAUGGGAAGACCACAACCUUCAAUCCGGGACCUUCGCCAGAUAUCGGACAACCCACUCUUCUCGAUACCGGAAACCCACUGUGGAUUCUGCCCACUCCGGUAUUUGCUGCCGUUGCAGCUGGCCUCGGCAACUCUACCGCCAGGAACUACACUGGCGUGGGUUUCGUGGACGUUGACUGUAAGUAUCGCUCUCCCAAACACGCCAAUGGUCAUGUGACCACUACGUUUGGCAGUGCUGGCAAGAUAGAGGUGCCUUUGCACUCGCUGGUAGAGAAAUUCUCGGGGGGCAAUUGCGGUGCUCAUAUCUUCGAGAUUGACGUAGGCAAUGGCACAACGGCGUUUGGAGCACCAUUCCUUCGUAGCGCAUAUGCUAUCUUCGAUCAAGAGGCUCUGACUAUCAGCAUAGCCCAGGUCAAGCAUACUCAUGAGGAGCAUAUUGUUGCACUUCCCGAAGGAGGAUUUUAG
Aureobasidium namibiae CBS 147.97 is the source of this 1146-nucleotide messenger RNA. Its product is annotated as acid protease. Gene Ontology annotation, biological process: proteolysis. Gene Ontology annotation, cellular component: fungal-type vacuole. The record is from RefSeq and is a predicted model, not a curated record. The coding region runs from base 1 to 1146 and encodes 381 amino acids. Gene Ontology annotation, molecular function: aspartic-type endopeptidase activity. NCBI's taxonomy places the organism in Eukaryota, Fungi, Ascomycota, Dothideomycetes, Dothideales, Saccotheciaceae. The transcript is spliced from 4 exons.